Molecule: messenger RNA, 2165 nt
Organism: Selaginella moellendorffii
Lineage: Eukaryota; Viridiplantae; Streptophyta; Lycopodiopsida; Selaginellales; Selaginellaceae
Product: 5'-3' exoribonuclease 2-like
Exons: 21
Coding region: 53-2101 (682 amino acids)
Biological process (GO): nuclear-transcribed mRNA catabolic process
Cellular component (GO): nucleus
Molecular function (GO): 5'-3' RNA exonuclease activity; zinc ion binding; RNA binding
Source: RefSeq, a predicted model, not a curated record
CGCUUGAGAAAGAUAUUUUAGGGUUUUAAGGAGGGAUCGAUCGGAUCGAUCGAUGGGAGUGCCCGCAUUCUAUCGCUGGCUCACGCGGCGCUAUCCCUUGAUCAUUGCCGAUGCUGUGGAGGAUGAUUUGGCGGCCCUUUCUGGCGGAUUGGAGUAUGACAAUUUCUAUCUUGACAUGAAUGGGAUCGUGCAUUUGUGUUUUCAUCCAGAAGGCAAGCCAGCUCCUUUGUCGUAUGAUGAAGUGUUCCAUUGCAUUUUCCAGUGCAUCGAUCGUCUUGUCGCAAUCGUGCGGCCCAGGAAACUUUUGUACAUGGCAAUUGAUGGUGUUGCUCCGCGGGCUAAGAUGAAUCAACAACGAUCGAGGCGGUUUAGAGCUGCAAAAGAAGCUCUUGAGGUAAGAAGUUUUUUGUGUUUCCUGUUUCAUUUGUUGGAGCUCAGCUGUUACCAUUUCCAGGUCCAGAAGAGAGGAGAAACGUCAGAUUCGAAUGUUAUCACACCUGGGACGGAAUUCAUGGCCUUACUUUCCGAUGCAUUGAGUCAAUAUGUGCAACUGCGUUUAAGCGAAAGUCCUGGUUGGCAAAGGAUGAAAGUUAUAUUAUCCGAUGCUAAUGUUCCGGGUGAAGGCGAACAUAAAAUAUUUUAUUUCAUUCGCAUGCAAAGAAAUCUUCCUGGCUUUGACCCAAACACUCGGCACUGCCUCUAUGGCCUGGACGCUGACUUGGUUAUGCUAGCACUUGCUACACAUGAAGUGCACUUCUCUAUUUUACGCGAGGUGCCAUGUCCUAGAAAGUGCUACCUCUGUGGCGAAGUUGGACAUAUUGCUAAACAUUGUGAUGGAACACAGAAAAGUACACUUGAAGAGACGGAAGAUGUUUCGUAUCAAUUCCUUCACAUUUGGCUCCUUCGAGAGUAUUUGGAACUUGAACUCAAGAUAGCAGAUGCAGAUUUUGAGCGCAUAGUGGACGAUUUUGUUUUUAUUUGUUUUUUUGUUGGCAACGAUUUUCUUCCGGGUUUACCAACACUAGACAUUCGACAAGGAGCAAUCGGCAUGCUUUUAAGUGUUUACAAGCAAGAAUUCAGUAAUAUGAGCGGGUAUUUGACGGAAACUGGCGAGGUGAACUUGAGAAGCCUUGAGUACUUUCUUGAGAUGGUCGGCCAGAUUGAGGACGGUAUAAUCCAAAAGCAGUUUCAGAAAAGCUGGAAGGCAACGUACUACGAAGAGAAGUUUGGCUCUGAGUACUCUGAGGAGCUUAAAAAGGGCCUGGCGCAAAAGUACACCGAGGGAUUAUGCUGGAUAUUGCAUUAUUAUUACAGAGGAGUGAGCUCGUGGCAAUGGUACUACCCCUACCAUUAUGCUCCUUUUGCAUCGGAUUUAGCAGGACUUGGUGCUAUAGAAGUCCGUUUUGAGGCUGGCAAGCCAUUGAAACCUUUUGAUAUGCUUAUGGGCGUUUUACCCGCAUCAAGUGCAUGGGCUUUACCGGAGUAUUACCGGUUGUUGAUGACAAAUCCAGCGUCACCUUUGAUAGAUUUUUAUCCUGAAGAAUUUGUUGUUGAUAUGAACGGAAAACAAUACCCAUGGCAGGGUGUUGUAAAACUACCAUUCAUCAACGUAGAGCGUCUUCUUGUAGAAACGAGAAAGCUAGAAGGGACGCUUUCGGCGUCAGAGAUCAAACGAAACAGCAUAGACCAGGAGUUAUUGUUUCUCUGCUGUCACCAACCUCUUGCGAGAUACAUAUACGCUUGUGUCGAGGACACGGAGGGAAUCUGCGCAAUAAAUCCAAUAAUCAGCGAAGGCUUAAAUGGAUUCCUCACUUUGAAUCGAGGGGCUCUGGAAGCUGCUGUACCACAUAACGUUCUCUGCGUAAACUACAUAUGCCCCUCAAAUCAUCCUCAUAUUCCAAGCCUUCCCGACGGGGUUAUACUCCCUGCAAAGAGCAUUGUUGAUCGAGACUUUCGAAGGCAUUCUCAUCGCGGGCGACAAAGAAGCACCUCGAGCGGAAGCUCCGAUCCAUACCGCGAACACGGUAGUCCCUCUGGAAGGUGGAGAGGGAGACGAAGUAGUCACAGCAGAACUAGGAGCGUCGAUAGUCACGAGAGUUAGUAGACGACACUGGGCCAACGGUUGGGAUUGCUUUAAUGUUAUGGAUAGUUAUCGGAAUCCAACG